AUGCUGGUGGAUAGGCUGAAUCGGAGGGAGCCUCGCGGGUAUCCGAGAGUAGUUGAGGAGAGGGGUAGAGGCUCGCGGAGCCUGGCGCCGUCACAUACGACGUGGAAACUUCAAAUGGCGAGCUCGCAAUCGUCACCGCCGGGGGAGACUGGAGUGGUGGGGUAUAUGGUGUGUAAGAAGCGGAGACGGAAGAAGGAGAGGACGAUCCUGCUAGACGGAAGUCUUGCAUGGGUUGAAACGGACUUGUCGGCGGCGGGGAGUAGUACUCAACAGAGGCCCGUGGGGACCACUGUAGACGAGCUCGGUAUCUGGCGGCAAGAUGUCGAGGGAGAUCCAUGA
This is a messenger RNA of Aspergillus puulaauensis, 339 nucleotides long. RefSeq lists its product as uncharacterized. NCBI's taxonomy places the organism in Eukaryota, Fungi, Ascomycota, Eurotiomycetes, Eurotiales, Aspergillaceae. The record is from RefSeq and is a predicted model, not a curated record. The transcript has a single exon. The coding region runs from base 1 to 339 and encodes 112 amino acids.